Molecule: messenger RNA, 1031 nt
Organism: Limanda limanda (common dab)
Lineage: Eukaryota; Metazoa; Chordata; Actinopteri; Pleuronectiformes; Pleuronectidae
Gene: btf3
Product: basic transcription factor 3
Exons: 6
Coding region: 60-554 (164 amino acids)
Cellular component (GO): nascent polypeptide-associated complex; cytosol
Source: RefSeq, a predicted model, not a curated record
CUCCCUCCUCUCUCUCGCUUCCAUCUUGCUCCCCGCAUGUGUCUGCUGUUAGUUUACAGAUGAAAGAAGCAAUCAUGAAUCAAGAAAAACUUGCUAAACUACAGGCACAAGUCCGCAUCGGUGGAAAGGGUAGCGCUCGCAGGAAGAAGAAGGUUGUACACAGAACAGCAACCGCAGAUGACAAGAAGCUCCAGUUCUCCUUAAAGAAACUUGGUGUCAACAACAUCUCCGGCAUUGAAGAGGUUAACAUGUUCACAAAUCAAGGAACAGUCAUCCACUUCAACAAUCCCAAAGUGCAGGCCUCCCUCGCCGCCAACACCUUCACCAUCACUGGCCACGCUGAGACCAAGCAGCUGACAGAGAUGCUGCCGGGCAUCCUGAACCAGUUGGGAGCAGACAGCCUGACGAGCCUCAGGAGACUCGCAGAGGCCCUGCCCAAACAGGCUAUAGAUGGAAAAGCGCCGAUUGCAACAGUAGAGGAGGAAGAUGAAGACGAUGAUGUUCCAGAUCUGGUGGAGAAUUUUGAUGAAGCAUCCAAGGAUGAGGCUAACUAGAGGAAAUGGGACAUCCCGGAGUGUCAAAACUUGACAGGACCAUGUGGGCACAAGAUGUUUUAAUGUCUACUUUGAGAGGUGGAAAGUUAAUAAAUCACCAGAGAGGAUGUGAAAUCAGUCAACUUUUGGUUGUUGGCAUUCUGUAAUAUGUGCAACACCUGGCCAAUUACGUACGUACUCUUAAGGCAAUUAUUUUUGAUUACCCUUUUAGAUUAGUACUCUGAAGUAUUAAACACAGGGGUAGGAGUAUUUAAGCAGGAGGUAUUUUAGUACUCAUUCCACCUCUUUGCCACCAGACUCUCCAAAUGCUUGUUGUGCUCUGUGGUCCAGUUAGUGAUUGUGUAUAAAAUGUGGUGUUUCAGGCUCAUGCUGUGCAUCUGUUUCCUCCAUGUUACUGAACCUUAAUUCUUUGUGGCCUCGCUGAAACCACUGUAUCUGGAAUAAACCUUUGCUACUGUCAAUAAAUUGACAAAAUUA